GACCCAUCCGGGGAAGCGGCGAGUUUCUGAAGGAGCCCCUCAGUCGGGUUUUCUUAAAUCUAGUGCAGGCGAUGGCAGCGCGAAACCUUAUUGUGCCGAUAUUUAAGCCUGAAUUGAGGUAACAGUUACCUAAAAAUUACCCAGCAUGUCUUCACUAACAGAAAAGGACAGACCAAUUGUUCAGCUGUUACUGAACACUGGCACUUGCCCACGAUGUAUUUUGAGGUUCUGCUGCGUGGGAUCACAGGCACUGUAUAGACAUCCAUACAAGGAUUUGAUGAAGGAUUUAAAAGAAUUUCUGAAAAAUAAUCAAGAAGAAGAAGAUACGGUUUGUUCUGAUGUAGUUGAUCCACCUUGUAAGAGAAUCAGACUUGAACACACGGAAGAAGGGCCUGAUGAUCUGAACCACAAUGGAGCCCUCCAGCAGAUUCCUUUGGUUAACGAUAAAAAUGCUGCAAUGGAGAACUCACCUGUAAAGGUUUGCAAUGUGUGUUUGGGAAUUCUUCAGGAGUUCUGCGAGGUUGAAUUUGUUAAAAAGGUGUGCCAAAAGGUUAAUUCCGCUGACUACCAGUUCACUAGUUUUGUAUUUUCUGUGUCACUACCCCCACAGCUGUCUGUUAGGGAGCGUGCUGCUUGGCUGCUGGUAAAACAGGAAAUGGGAAAUCUGGGCCUUUCCUUGGCAAAGGAUGACAUUGUUCAGCUGAAAGAAGCUUAUAAGUGGAUUAUUCAUCCCCAGUUGUCAGAAGAGUUGGGUGUUCCUGCUGACGGAAAGAGUUUGUUUGAAGUUAGCGUGGUCUUUGCUCACCCAGAAACAGAUGAGGAGUGCCAUUUCCUAGCCACAGCCUGUCCAGACUGUUUCAGACCAGCGAAGAACAAACAGUCUGUUUUCACUAGAAUGGCAGUUAUAAAAGCCCUAGAGAAGAUAAAAGAAGAGGAUUUUCUCAAGCAUUUUCCAUGUCCCCCAAGUUCACCAAAGAACCUCUGUGUUGCUCUGGAAAUUCAGUGCAAUAAUGGUGCAGUUUUCGUGGCUGGAAGAUACAACAAAUAUUCAAGGAAUUUACCUCAGACUCCCUGGAUUAUUGAUGGGGAGAGGAAGCUGGAAUCUUCAGUGGAAGAACUGAUUUCGGAGCAUUUAAUCGCAGAAUUCAAAGCAGAUAGCUUUAAUUUUUCUUCCUCUGGAAGAGAAGAUGUGGAUGUAAGAACACUAGGCAAUGGAAGGCCCUUUGCAAUUGAGCUUGUGAAUCCUCGUAGAAUACAUUUUACUGCUGAGGAAAUGAAGGGACUUCAGCAGACAAUUAAUAACUCUUCAGACAAAAUACAGGUUCGAGAUUUACAGCUUGUCACCAGAGAGGCAAUUGGUCGCAUGAAGGAAGGUGAAGAGGAGAAGACAAAGACCUAUAGUGCCUUAAUAUGGACAGACAAAGCUAUACAGAAAGAAGACAUUGCAUUUCUAGAUGAUAUCAAGGAAUUAAAACUUGACCAGAAGACACCUCUCCGGGUUCUCCACAGAAGGCCUCUAGCCGUAAGAUGUCGGAUCAUUCACACCAUGAAAUCUGAGUACAUUGACGAGCAUCAUUUUCGUCUGCAUCUGAAGACUCAAGCAGGAACCUACAUUAAAGAAUUUGUGCAUGGAGACUUUGGAAGAACAAAGCCCAAUAUUGGCUCCCUGCUGAACAGAACCACCAACAUUCUGGAGUUGGAUGUAGAAUCUGUUGACGUUGACUGGCCUCCAACCCUGGAUAAUUAACUUCAAGUUGGGACGAGGAAGAAGCAGCAACUGUGUCAGCAGCUGGUUACUGAACCCUGCACAGUAUUAACAGCUCGGCUGCAAUGUAUUUCUGUUAAAUAUUUGGAUCAUGUUGAUCUGCCAAAGGUUCCUGUUCCUUUGAAUUAACUUUAAACACUCUGGAACAGGUAGUGUUCAUUCAGUCUCUAGCCUUAUUUUAAUUUCUUCUGUGCACAGAAAGAUUUUGGUAAGCUGGUGUAUUAUUAAUAAAUCUUUUUAAAAAACAAUUAUGAUAAAUGGUAUAACGUGCAAAUGGUGUACUGAGCAAGUACAUCAAGUGUGCUUUCUACAGUAGUUUAAAAUGUUUAAAUUAAAACUAACCCUCCCUCGAGCCAGAUCUUUUUUAGACUGUUUUUAUAUUGAAUGCUGCAGCUUUCUUGUUUGGAUGCAGGUAGCAGUGAGUUACCUUAAACCCAGCCCUAACUCUUUCUGAGCACUGUUUAUGCAGGAGCAUUUCCCACAAGUCAGGGAGAUGCUGAAAGUGCCUGCAACAAGAUGAUGCUCCGCUCUCUGCCAACAGCUUUUUGGUCAGUGUCAUGUUUUGAGAUGGGCACAUUAGUCUCCUAGACAAAGUGCUUUUAAAAGGGAGAAACAGUUUUCAGAGGAAAACUUUGCACUUAAAACCAAGUUUUUCUCAUUUAAGAACAUCAGCACUGCUUCCUAGAAUCAACAGUUGAGGUACUUGGGGCCUCAGCAGCUCUCUGGCCUGGUUACAGUCCUCUUCAGGCAUAGGAUUUCCCCUGU
Athene cunicularia (burrowing owl) is the source of this 2530-nucleotide messenger RNA. It is a transcript of the gene PUS10, whose product is annotated as pseudouridine synthase 10. The transcript is spliced from 18 exons. Gene Ontology annotation, molecular function: RNA binding; pseudouridine synthase activity. Gene Ontology annotation, biological process: tRNA pseudouridine synthesis. The coding region runs from base 146 to 1747 and encodes 533 amino acids. Lineage: Eukaryota; Metazoa; Chordata; Aves; Strigiformes; Strigidae. The record is from RefSeq and is a predicted model, not a curated record.